AUGGAUCAUAAUCUGGACGAAUCUUUGAACUUGGACAGUGCCAUGGGAAGUAUGGAUUUUGAUCAUUCUGGUGUAGUAGUAACUCAGGAGGACAUAGCUUUGGAAACAACUGGCCAUGAAGGUGACAUACCUAUGGAAUUUGAGAACAUAGAGGAACAGCCAAUGCUUAUGGACACAGGAAAUGAAGAAAUUAUUGUUUCAGAUUUUAUGGGUGAAGAAUUUACAUUGCAAGAGUAUGCAACACAAGAUACAACAGGAGUUUGUGAAACAGUUGAUGUCAAUCAUCUCAACAUCCUAUCUCAGUCAGAAUCAAUGAUAGACCUCAAGUUUGACCCAGAGAUGAUGACACAAAGUGUGGCUCCUGAGAUUCUUCCUCAAACAAAAUAUAUUCAAGUCAAGGCUGCAGUGGCUCCACCUCGUACUAUAAAGAAGGAAAUGUCUACAGCAAGCACUUUACCACGCCAAGUAGCGAUUGCACCGAAACCGCCUAAACUUACUCCUGCAGUCUCUAAACCUUCUUUUACAUCUGGAAAACAAUUUGCUAUUGCACCCAAACCUGUCACAUUAGUCGCUAAUAAAAAUGCGAGUUUAGUUAAAAAGAUGGCUCUCACUGGCGUCAUUCAAGGCGGUGCUAAAACUGGAAAUGCUGUUCUGACACAAAUUGGCAAGCAACUAGUUAUGGUGCCAGCAGGAAGUGGUCAGAAAAUAAAAUUAGUUACAUCUGGUUCAGGAAUGUCAAUGCAAUAUGUACGACCGAAUGCUGAUCAGAGUCAAUUGAUUACAACAAAACAAAUUAGCGGCUCUAGUGUGCCAAAACCAUUAGUUGGAAAGAUUAUUGUACAAGCAGGUCAGCCCAAUGUAUCCAAUAUUGACCCAUCAAACCAACCAGCCGUGAUCACGAAGCUAAUGCCAAGUGUGAGCACAGCCCCACAUACUAGAUAUGUGAUGCAACAGAAGACUGUACCCAUUAGCAUUGGGGGGACUAAGGUUUUCUUGACGUCGCCGACAAAACAGGGGAUGAAAUUCAAAAAGCAAAUAAUAUCAAUACAGUCACCUACGCCAAAAUUGUUACCAGCAACUACGCAAAGUGCUACUACUACCAAGAAAGUAGUUAUAACGGCGAAUCCCACUCAGAAUGUUAUACUAAAAACCACUGCUCCUCCUAACACAGCUCAGGUGUCAAAAGAAGGACAGAUAACUCAAUUACAUCAAAUCAGUGUUCCUGGCAAAGGCAUCCAAUACAUCCGACUGAUAACGAACCCAACACCUGCACCGCAGAAACCACAAGCGGCGGUCAGUCUCCCUUCAAAAAGUUUCGUCCUUACGGAUACUAAAGGUAAUUUAAUUUAUAUGUCAGGACAAAACUUAGUUAGUGACGAACCGCCUCCAUUAAUAACAACCGGAAGUGCGACAACUCCCAAAAUGACAUCAAAGCCACAGAAGAAGUUGGUGCGAAUAGCGCCCGUUGCUGCGAAACCCGCGCCUUCUGUGACGCAACAUCCGUCGCGAUCAUCGCAGAGUUUGCUUGCACCACUGUCGCCUAUCGAAACUAUUGAACAAAUCGAGCAGACAGGCGACCUGCUCGAGGAGCGCGUAGAAAUAGAAGUCAGUGGUAUCGAAGGACAAGAAGAUUCGCAGAGUGAGUCUAAGGCCGCCCUUCGAGCUCUGUUGGGUGACGUGGGGGGCGCCACUGACUACCAGCAAGAGCACCACGACGAACUGCGAGCUCAAGGGCACUUAGAGCCUGCUAUGCAUGAAGUUGAAGUGGAGUUUGAGAGACAACAGACACCAGUGGAGGAAGAUCCAAACAGCAUGGACGCGCUCGAUUCUAGCCACAGAUCGGAUGAGCAUCCACUUAUUGUCAUACCAUCCAGUUACGGAAAACAGGCCCAAAUUAGGGUCAGCAGUGAUAACUCGCGACGAAUAAAUGAUUCUAAAGACUACCCCAAUAUGCAGGUCAACAUAGAAGGAGAAUCACUACCAGCACCUUAUCUAUCGCCAAAGCAAUCGCAAGCAGCUCUAUCUGAAAGUGAUUUGGUGUCAGGUGAUUUGGGGCUUCGACCGCGCAAGGCGUGUAACUGCACCAAGUCUCAAUGUCUCAAGUUGUACUGCGACUGCUUCGCCAACGGGGAGUUCUGCAACCGGUGCAACUGCAAUAACUGCCACAACAAUCUGGAAAACGAAGAGUUGAGGCAGAAGGCUAUCAGAGCGUGUUUGGAUAGGAAUCCAAAUGCAUUCAGGCCAAAGAUUGGUAAAGCGAAAAGUGGGGGUCCAGAUAUAGUCAGAAGGCACAAUAAAGGAUGCAAUUGUAAAAGGAGUGGAUGUCUCAAAAACUAUUGUGAAUGUUAUGAGGCGAAGAUAGCUUGCACUACGAUGUGUAAGUGUGUGGGGUGCCGCAACGUUGAAGAAACACUGGAACGACGACGAGACGCCAUGCGCCUGCGGGACAAGCUGGCUGACCCCAUGUUCCGGCCCCCUACCGUCGGACAAGUCAAGCAACCGUGCAGCUUUAUGACAUCAGAGGUCAUAGAAGCUGUUUGUCAGUGUCUAAUUGCUGCUGCUGUCAGUGGAGAAGUCGAGGGAGAGGGAGAAGGCGACGGGGAUGAGGAAAGCGGCCCAAGACCUGACGCUGAUCCUAUCGGAGACGUUAUAGAGGAAUUCGCGCGCUGUCUGCAGGAUAUCAUCAGCGCUUCGCACCAGUCUACGUCUGUUAAAGACGAGGGUCAAUCCUGA
Arctia plantaginis is the source of this 2733-nucleotide messenger RNA. The record is from the annotation of a GenBank genome assembly. NCBI's taxonomy places the organism in Eukaryota, Metazoa, Arthropoda, Insecta, Lepidoptera, Erebidae.